AUGAUUCCAGGAGUUAUGCCAUCUGCAAUACUGUCUGUCCUUGAGUUCUUCUGGCUUGGGCAUCCUGUGGGGUGUCUCUAUUGCUUUCUGCAGCAACAUUUCGUAAAACAAAGCACUCACCUUGGUCAGAUCAAAGGAAUAUACCUUUGUGUUGGUUUGUUUGGAACAAACCCUCCUGUGAAUGGUGGCGGCUUUGGAUCUCUUGGAGGCUUUGUAAGAGCCUUACAACCGAUGGGGUGCUUUAAUUUUGCCAUCUCUGCCACCGCAAUCUCUCUCUCCUCUUAG
Messenger RNA from Prunus armeniaca (apricot), 285 nucleotides. NCBI's taxonomy places the organism in Eukaryota, Viridiplantae, Streptophyta, Magnoliopsida, Rosales, Rosaceae. The record is from the annotation of a GenBank genome assembly.